Messenger RNA from Pelagomonas calceolata, 1189 nucleotides. Lineage: Eukaryota; Pelagophyceae; Pelagomonadales; Pelagomonadaceae. The record is from the annotation of a GenBank genome assembly.
CUAGCGGCCUGUAAGGCACUAGCAAAGUCAAAGACCGCAAAAACCAGCUGCCUGGGCGCGCUUGUGGCCCAUUGACACGUGCAGGAGCUUCUCGACAGCGUCUUGUCCCGGCUUGAUUCGCUGCGGCCAUCGGUGAGCCGUCUCCCCGCCCGGGAAGAGCAUCUCCAACCGGAGAGCAUAUUUACAGCCUCCCACUGCACGCACGCUAGAUGGCCUCGCUCCUCAACUGGUUCGGCGCGAGCAAGCCCGCCGCGCCGGCGGCGCCGCCCGGCCGGUGCCUGAAGCGAGUAGCAAGAGAUGUGGCGACAAUCCGACGCGACCACGCGACGAACCUCUUCGCCGAACAAAGGGAGGCCGUGGCGACGACGGUGGACUGCGUCGUCUGUGGCCCGGAGGGCACGCCCUACUACGGCGGCCUCUUCCAUUUUCGCGUCGAGCACCCGCACAGCUACCCCGUCGAGAACCCGACGUGCACGAACCUGACGACGGGCCAGGGCCGCAUCGGCUUCAACCCGAAUUUAUACAGGACGGGCAAGGUCUGCAUGUCCAUCCUCGGCACGUGGGUCGGGCCGGGGUGGAACCCCUCGCAUUCUCUCUCGAGCGUGCUCCUGUCGAUCCAGUCGCUGAUGAACGACCAGCCCUACUGUGCGCAUCUCGGAGUCCCUUCACGCCAUCGCCGCGACGUCUGAUCGGUGGCGCGCCGUCGACCACGCCAUGCGCGCAGGCAACGAGCCCGGCCGCGAGGGCGUCGCGCGCGACGACCCCAACAAUAAGGCCUACGACGCCUUCCUCAAGUACGCGACGCUCAAGUUCGCGUGCGUCGACGUCCUGGACCCGGCCAAGGCGACGAGCGCCGAGCCGCUGCCGGCGGCGGCGAAGCGGUUCUGCGCCGAGCGCUUCCUCGAGCGCUACGACAAGAUCAUCGAGAUGGUCGACGCUGAAAUAAAAGCUGGUACGUCCGGCCGGCUCAAAGAUCCCUCGCGCGCGUCGGCGCUCGGCCUCGGGCCGGUGGACUACAAGGGCCUCCGCGUCGAUCUAGCGAAGCGGAAGACGGAGGCCGAGAAGCUGCUGGAGGCGGAGGACAACGACGACGACGAGGAGCCCGCGGUCGAGGCGAAGGAGGAGCCGUCGACGCCGCCGCGGGAAGCGCCGUGAAUGGCGAUGUGAGUGAUGUAAGAAACUUGAAAUA